AUGUCAAAGGUUGUAAGAAGUGUGAAGAAUGUGACCAAGGGGUACAGUGCGGUGCAGGUCAAGGUGCGAAAUGCUACUUCGAACGAUCCAUGGGGCCCAACGGGCACAGAUAUGGCAGAAAUUGCCGCCCUUACCUUCAACAACCCAAGUGAUUUCUACGAGAUCAUGGACAUGCUCGAUAAGCGCCUGAACGACAAGGGCAAAAAUUGGCGCCAUGUCUUGAAGUCUCUGAAAGUUCUUGAUUACUGUCUGCACGAAGGGUCAGAGUUGGUUGUCACUUGGGCGAGAAAGAACAUUUAUAUCAUCAAAACCUUGAGGGAAUUUCAAUAUAUUGAUGAAGAUGGCAGAGACGUCGGUCAGAAUGUCCGUACAUCCGCAAAGGAGCUCACCUCGCUGAUUCUGGAUGAAGAGCGUCUCAGAAGUGAGCGAUCUGACCGAAAACUCUGGAAAACUCGUGUCACUGGCAUAGACGAACAUGCCCCACAGGCAUUUUCGGGUCCUCCCCCUUCGCAUGUGCCGAGACGCGAUCGUGUUCAGGAUGAGGAAGAUGAACAGCUCAGACGGGCCCUUGCUGAGAGCCAGAGAGAGGCCGAUGAACAAGCUCGGAAGCAAAGGAAUGAGCAGGCUGAUCCUGAGGAAGACCCAGAGAUGCAAAGGGCAAAGAUGCUCAGUUUGGAGGAAGACAACCUUCGUCGACAAAAAAUUGAGGAAGAAAAUGCUGCGUCCUUGUUCGAUGACACGCCAGCUCCGACGCAGCCCCAGCCCACUGGAUAUAACCAAGGCUACCAACAACAGCCUGCCGUGGACUGGUUCGGAAACCUUCUUCAGCAGCAGCAACCUCAAACCACUGGAUUUCUCAACAAUCAGUAUGCUCAGCCACAGCAGACAGGGUAUCAGAAUGGUUUUCCAAAUGGAUUCCAGGGUGCUCCUCAACCAACUGGGUUUGACCAGUUUGGCCAACCAAACUUCCUUCAGCAGCAAAACACUCUGCAGCCGCAACAAACUGCAUUCCAGAAUAAUAACCCAUAUGGUUUACAACCUAAUGGUAGCUUCUUUGGAGCACAACCGGCUCAGCAGCAGCAGCAGCAGCAACCACAGCUUCAACUACAGCAACAGCCACUGCCAACGGGAUCCAACAACCCUUGGGCAGCUCAGUCGCCACAACCAGCCGAUCAAUUAAAGCCACUACCAACGGGUUCAAACAACCCCUUCGCACAAAAGACGCAGCAACCAUCGCCAUCGCCAUUCGCGCGUACUCAAACUCAACCCUCUCUGGGAACGCUUUACGAGUCGCAGCCAACAGCUCAAUUCGGUCAGCCAUCUCAGCCAAACCCGAUACUCAAUUAUCAAGCGCCUCAACCAACCUUCCAGCAACAACAGCAACAGCAGAAGCCCUUGAACCCGCAUCAUGAGAAACUCAAUGCCUUAUUAUCUACUGGAGAAGGCAUCGAUACUUUCGGCAACGUUGGAGACCUGCGUAUUCCUGCUCAGCAUACUGCUCCUGGCAACUUUGUCAAUUCAUCAGGGCAAGGUCUGGAGCGCCUGCGGGCUGCCCAAACCGGGACCAAUCCGUUCUUCUCACAGCAAGCAACAGGAUUUAGUCAACAGAAUCCAAAUCAGACGGGGCCUGCUGCUGGAUUUGGUGGUGGGUAUGGACAACAACCCAACAAUGCUUUUGGAGCCAGGCCAGUCGGGCAACAGAGCGGUAGCCUGAUCGACUUAUGA
Molecule: messenger RNA, 1725 nt
Organism: Exophiala aquamarina CBS 119918
Lineage: Eukaryota; Fungi; Ascomycota; Eurotiomycetes; Chaetothyriales; Herpotrichiellaceae
Exons: 4
Coding region: 1-1725 (574 amino acids)
Biological process (GO): actin filament organization; endocytosis
Cellular component (GO): endosome; plasma membrane; clathrin vesicle coat
Molecular function (GO): phospholipid binding; clathrin binding
Source: RefSeq, a predicted model, not a curated record